AUGAGCUCGAGUCCUUCAGAAUGCGUGGGAACGGCGGUCAGUGAUUUGCUUAUGUAAUGAAUUAGUGUUCAAUCUCGUCUGCUUCCAUCUACAGACAAGUUCACGAGUAUUCGCAGCUGAUAUUAGAUCUCUGCAUCUGCAUUUUAAUUCAACUAUAGACGUACUCGGAGCUGAUGUACAGGCCUGCAACUGACAGGACGAGUCAUUGAUUUCAAGAACACCACGACUGCGCAAACUCAUGCUCUCUUCCUAACUCCUCCAAACAUGUCCUCGGUCGACUCGCCGCCCAAACGAACCCCCCGCUACGGCAGCACCCCAAAUCCCCGUCCGAAGAAGUCAUGGCGCAAGCUUCUCUGGGUGCACCAGCCCUACCCAGACAACUACGUCGACGUCUCCUUCCUUUCGCAGCUCAAACGCAACAUGCACGUCCAGCAGUACUCGUUCUGGGCGCUCUCGUCGGACUCGACAGUUAUAAUAUCGCAUGUGUCCACCGUCGCGCUCUUUAUCUGCGUCUUUGUCGUCAUUUAUAACUUUGAUUGGAAUCCGGCGUGGUUUGCCUUCUCGGGCUCGUUCUUUACCUUGAUCGGCUACUUUGUUUGGGAUUAUCUGGGAAACAACACCACCAGUCGAACGGCAACGUUUAAAUCUGCAGUUCUCAUUGUCUCCACCCUUCUCGGUCUCUCCCCAGUCCUCAAAUCUCUCACGCAGUCCACAUCCUCAGACUCAAUCUGGGCCAUCUCAGUCUGGCUAUUCCUACUCAACAUAUUCUUUCACGAUUACUCUGUUGGUCCAAAGAAAACAGUCCCGCCAACGCUCUCCACAAACCUCGCCAUCUCCGCCGCAAUCGUCCUCGCCUCCCGCCUCUCCACCACCCUCAGCGUCUUCUCCUUCCUCCUAUUCUCAAUCGAACUCUUCGGCCUCUUCCCCAUCUUCUCGCGCUGGCUGCGCUCAUACUCAUUCAUCGGCCACCUCUUCCUCACCGCGUUCCUUAUCAUCAUCACCGAGCUCGGCAUGCUGAGAAUCGGAGGCUGGUGGGCGUGUGGGAUUUGGCUCGCGGCAGUGCUUUCGGCGGCUCUGAUUGCGCCGGGGUGGCUUAUAGCGCUGCAGAAAUACAAAAAUGAAAUCCAAGGACCGUGGGAUCCCGCAAAACCCGUUCUGCGAAACAGGUGAUCUUCAGGACGUUUCUUCCUCUCCUCCAAUCUUGUUUUGAUCUUUUAGGUAUCGUGCAUGUGUAUGAUUAGGGUGUCCUGCAUUUUCAAUGUCUUUUUUGGUGUCAUAGUCAUUUUUAAUAUAAGCACGAGCGAUAUAAUAUUAUUCAA
Messenger RNA from Myxozyma melibiosi, 1319 nucleotides. RefSeq names its product phosphatidylinositol N-acetylglucosaminyltransferase subunit C. The coding region runs from base 265 to 1170 and encodes 301 amino acids. The record is from RefSeq and is a predicted model, not a curated record. The transcript is spliced from 4 exons. Lineage: Eukaryota; Fungi; Ascomycota; Lipomycetes; Lipomycetales; Lipomycetaceae. Gene Ontology annotation, biological process: GPI anchor biosynthetic process. Gene Ontology annotation, cellular component: membrane; glycosylphosphatidylinositol-N-acetylglucosaminyltransferase (GPI-GnT) complex.